ACUAUCUUGGUUGGCAUCACCAGGCCCUGAGAACACAGUGCAGGCCAGCAUUGAAGAUCCCCCCCUUCAAGAUGAAGAACCUGAUACUGGUCUUGUGCCUCCUGGAAACGAGUUCUGCAGUGCCGGUGUUUCCUCGGCAGCCGGGGACCCCGGGCGUGGCCAGUUUGAGCCUGGAGACAAUGAGACAAUUGGGCACCUUGCAGGGACUAAAUAUGCUUUCUCAGUACUCAAGAUUUGGCUUUGGGAAAUCACUUAAUUCUUUGUGGAUGCACGGUCUCCUUCCACCACAUUCCUCCUUCCCAUGGCUGAGACCAAGGGAACAUGGAACUCAACAGUAUGAAUAUUCUUUGCCUGUGCAUCCCCCACCUCUCCCAUCGCAGCCAUCCCUGCAGCCUCAGCAGCCGGGACAGAAACCUUUCCACCAGCCCAGCGUGAUCACCACCAUCCAGGACACAAUCCAGAAGGGAGGACCUCAGCCUCCGGUUUACCAUGGACAGCCACCCUUGCAGCAGGCAGAGGGGCCAAUGAUUCAACAGCAGGUGGCACCAUCAGAGAAGCCACCAAAAACUGAGCAACCAGGAAUGGAUUUUGCUGAUCCACAAGGUCCAUCCCUACCAGGAAUGGAUUUUGCUGAUCCACAAGGACCAUCCCUACCAGGAAUAAAUUUUGCUGAUCCACAAGGUCCAUCAAUAUUCUCAAUAGCCCGUUUGAUAUCUCAGGGACCGCUGGCCCAAAAUAAACCAUCUUCGCUUUAUCCAGGAAUGUUUUACAUGUCCUAUGGAGCAAAUCAAUUGAAUGCUCCUACCACACUUGGCAUCAUGAGCUCAGAAGAAAUGGCGGGAGGCAGAGGAGGCCCCAUGGCCUAUGGAGCCAUUUUCCCAGGAUUUGGAGGCAUGAGGCCAAGCCUUGGAGGGAUGUCUCCCAAUCUAGGCAAGGGUGGGGACUUUACUAUGGAAUUUGACUCCCCAGUCGCUGCAACCAAAGGCCCAGAGAAGGGAGAAGGACCUGUGCAAGGCUCCCCCUUGCCGGAGGCCAACCUAGCCAAUCCAGAAAACCCAGCUCUCCUCCCAGAGGUAGCAAUGCCUGGUGCCCUUGGAGGGCUUCUUGCUCUCCCAAAGGACAAUCUUCCCAACCUGGUCAGGGGCCCUGCAGGGCACAGCAAGGGAUCUCCCAGGGUUACCCCAGCAGCCGCUGACCCACUGAUGACCCCUGGAUUAGCGGAUAUUUAUGAGCCCUACGCUGCUGAUACGACCACACCCUUGGGAGAAACGACCUUGGAUACCACAGUGACCCCAGACACAGAGCAAACAUCGAUGCCAGGAAACAAUGUCCAGCAGCCCCAUAUUAUGCACAACGGGUGGCAUUUCCAAGAGCCCUGAGAGCCUUGUGAUAUCAGCUACGUUGUGUUUGCAUAAGCUCCCCAGCUUUGAACCAUGGCCUAACUUUUCCCUAAAACAUGUUUGCCCUCUGCAGCAAACGCAUAUUAAUAAACACAAGUGGUUAGAAAUAGUGUAGGUUCCCUUCUUGCUUUCAUUCUCUUGUUGAAAUAAAAGGUGUCGACGGUCUCUGUGACUUAGAAAUACUGUUGAUCUCUGCAUCUGAAAGUCACUGUUUCUUAGCUGUCUUAGGCAUUUAUAGGAUGUCUCUUACUAGCGUGACACUGUUGUAUCCAGAAAAUGUGACACUGCUUUGGGUAUCCUUCUCUAAGCAAAGGCACAUAUUCUUAGAAUUGUAAGCAUUCAAAUGUUAUUAAAUGGGGAUCAGUGGACAACCCCUAACUGGUAUUACUGGGUUUGGUAUGUUGGAUUUUAAAUUCUUAAUUGUAGAGUAUUUUUAUUUAAUCUAGUAAAAACAU
Pipistrellus kuhlii (Kuhl's pipistrelle) is the source of this 1855-nucleotide messenger RNA. RefSeq names its product ameloblastin (gene AMBN). The record is from RefSeq and is a predicted model, not a curated record. The coding region runs from base 72 to 1379 and encodes 435 amino acids. The transcript has 13 exons. NCBI's taxonomy places the organism in Eukaryota, Metazoa, Chordata, Mammalia, Chiroptera, Vespertilionidae. Gene Ontology annotation, molecular function: structural constituent of tooth enamel. Gene Ontology annotation, biological process: odontogenesis of dentin-containing tooth.